This is a messenger RNA of Prorocentrum cordatum, 641 nucleotides long. NCBI's taxonomy places the organism in Eukaryota, Dinophyceae, Prorocentrales, Prorocentraceae. The record is from the annotation of a GenBank genome assembly.
UGUCCGGGUCCGUGGCGCCGGUGCGCCUCGCCGCCGCGCCCGCGAUGCGGCUCCCCACGGGGGCCCGCGCGGCGCUCCUCGUGGCGGCCGCGUGGGGCCUGCGCGGCUCGUGCUCGCCGCAGGAGGACGCCCCGGAUGCCGAGGCCUGCGAGGCGCGCGCGGCCACGGCCUCGCUCCUGCAGACCGCCGGCGGCAGCGUGCUCCAGGCGAGCGCCGCCCUCGCGGACGCAGAGCGGCAGCAGGCCGCGCUGGGCCAGAGGCUCGGGCGCUUCCAGGAGUCGCUGGCUGCCUCUGCGUCGCUGCGGGCCCUGGCGCGCCUCCGGUCCCGCUUGGAGCUGCUGACCGCUGUGGACAUCUUCUUGAUCCCCCUGGGGCUGGGCGUCGCCGCCGGCUUCUGCUUCGUGUACCGUGGCACGGGCAAGCGAGAUGAUACAUAGCUGGAGGGCCGCGGAUGCCACCCUGAAGCAUUGUUCGUCUUUGUCGUUCGAGUUCGCUUCCAAACCUGAGCGGCAGGUGAUGGCUUGUUCUUGCAUGUAGAUGGUGGUGCGAGGUGUUCGAGCAUGUUAGUGUCGCAAGUAUUGUGUAGAGCAUGCUUGCGCCACAGGAACAGUGAGUUCAGACGCUGACCAAGACGUUACGCC